Molecule: messenger RNA, 1980 nt
Organism: Mya arenaria
Lineage: Eukaryota; Metazoa; Mollusca; Bivalvia; Myida; Myidae
Product: armadillo repeat-containing protein 6-like
Exons: 6
Coding region: 250-1650 (466 amino acids)
Biological process (GO): hematopoietic progenitor cell differentiation
Molecular function (GO): protein binding
Source: RefSeq, a predicted model, not a curated record
UUUAAUCAGAGACUGUUACCCUUUAGAGUUUGGGUUUAUUUGUAGUGCAUGAACAUCCGUCUCUGUGUUGGAAGGCAACAUUUGUUUUGACAUGAUUCAUAGCGGUUUAAUAGAAGAAUGUUCUAGGUUAAAGGACUUUUUUUCCGCUUAAAAGAAUAACAACUUUUCGCUGACGAGCUAAUUACUACUAUAUUAAAUUUUUCUUUGUGUGGUUAACUAGUUUAAGUUCCAAACUAGUUUAAAAUAGAAAUGGCAAAGCAAGUAUCACAGGAGACAUUUGAUGAUGUCGUAAAAGAAAACAUCCAAGAGUUUGAGAUGACCAUAGAGGAGGCAAUCAAUGAUACUGUGCAACAGUUUGAAUCACAGGGAGUAAAUUUGGCCAUGAUAAUUCGAGAUCCUUCCCUGUACAGCGCUGAUGGUGAAAAGCUUUUUCAUCCAGUAAUUGCUGCACUCAAUGCGCUCUCUCUGGAUGGUGAGAUUUCGGAUACAGACCAUAAGGAUCUUGAAUUGGUCCAAAAUGAAUGUGACAUUGACCUGACUCAUAGAUGCUUUGUUGGCAAAAAUGAUGCAUAUUCAAUUUUGCUUAAAAAACUGAAGAAAUACAAUGGAGUUCACAAAGAUCUCAUGUUAAAAACCAUGAAAGCUCUGUGUUCAUUAUGUAAUGGUCAGCCAGACUUACUAAAUGAAGAAGGUGCAGAGGAAUUCAUGGCCAUUUUAAAAGAUGAAAAUAAUGAUGAAUCUGUAACACAGCUCAUUGUCACUCUUAUACGAAUGAACUGUAUUAAACAUGAAAUGAAUAGAAGGAUGUUUGUCAAAAAAGACUUGAUUAAGGAGCUUGUACGGGUACUUAUCCUCUACAAAUCAUCACCAGCUACAGUGAAGGAAGUUGCUUUUGGAUUAAGGGUGUUGACACAAGAUGAUGAUUUAAGAGUUCCCUUUGGUUCAGCUCAUGAGAAUGCAAAACAAAUUGUAAUUGAGGGAGAUGCUCUACGACAGCUCAUAGAUAUCUGCAAAGAGUACACAUCUGACAUUGGUGUUCAGGCUGAGCUGUUUUCAACAUUGAGCAAGCUUGUGGUUAGGGAUGAGUUCUGCCAGGAAGUGCGGGAUCUUGGUGGACUCGACCUCAUUCUCAAGUCCUUCCAGACUAACCUCACUCAUAAGGGAAUUGCUCGCCAGGCACUAACAGUGUUGAAAGCACUUGCAGGCAAUGAUGACAUCAAGAUAGCGAUCGUUAAAGCUGGGGGAGUACAGCUGGUCCUUGCUGCAAUGACUCAGCACCAAGGCAAUGCCCAGAUCUGUGCUGCUGGUUGUCUUGCCAUUGCAACAUUUUUGCUCCGUCAGCCGGACAACUGCAGCAUCGUUGUGGAGAACAAUGGUCACCAUGUCAUCCUGCAAGCCAUGAAGGUCCAUCCUACUGAUGCAACUGUCCAGAAGCAGGCUUGCAUGGCGAUCCGGAAUGUUGUGGCGAGGACUCGAGAUCUGUGUGGGCUGUUCGUGGAGCUUGGGGCAGAGGAGCUGAUUGGCCGCGCACGGCAACUGCCGGGCUGUGAGGACGAGGGGAAGGCUGCCCUCCGUGACCUUGGUUGUCAGGUGGACCUCAAGGAACGCUGGACCGGUGAGAAGGGCAGCCUGUCACAAACAGCUUACUGAGGAUGUGGAGCAGAAUAGCUCUGAUACUUGCUUUUGAUUUGUUUUUGUAGCUAUUUUUAAGUUAAAAAAAAUAGCAUAACAAGUGUUUGACAAUUUUGCUUUGUUGAUAGUGUGAAUUCUUGAUGAAAGGAAAGAUAGUAUAGUAACAUUUUAUUUCCAUUAGCAGGAGGAUAAUUUAAAGAGCAAGAAUUUAUUGUGAUGUCUGUGAUAUUAGUUCAUUUUCUUCAUUUCAACAUCUUUAUGUGUUUUUUUUUCAUUUCAUUUCAUUUCAAUAAAAUGUUUUGUCCAUAAAAUGUGUAAUCUCAGAAGGGAAUAAACUUCUAACAAGUA